UUGCAUAAGUAAAAGUUAAUUUUUUUGUUUUUUGUUUGGAGGAUUUUUUAUUGUGUUGUUGGUGCAGCAGCAGCGCAACGCAGAAGUGAAAUCGAUAAAUAACGGCAUAACGAACAACGUAAACAAGGCAAAGCAACAGAAAACAAAACGCAACAACAAAAAGUACAGAUUUAAUGUCGCAGUUAAUUUGUGUGCUAGAACGAAACAGCAAUAGCAAAAGCCACAGCAGCAGAAACAACAACAGCAGCAGCAGCUGAGGCAGCAACAACAAAAAAUCAUAAACGAAAAACGUACGACGCAACCGCUGCGUGUGUGUGUGUGUGUGUGUGUGCAAGAGCAGGAUAGUCAGAAAGCCAUAGUGCGAGGCUACGCGUGUGUGCAAGAGAGCGAGCAAUAGGGCUCUGCGUCGACGGCGGCAGUGGCAGCGACGACAACAACGAUUUUGACACAAUUUAAAAAACUUCAAGCGCUUUGCAGUUGAAAGUUUGUUUCUAAGCUUGACUUCUGUCUGCGCUUAAGAACAGAAAAAAGAUCACCUUGUGUGUUUCCCUCCCACACACACACACACACACACACGUACCGAGCAUUUAACGGUGGGCGUGUCGUUAGUGACGCAGGCACUCCCCACUCUGCAGCACCCCAAAAAAAAAAAAAUUCAAGACGCAGUUUUGGAUUGUUGCUGCCGCUGUCCGCCUGCAAUAACGGAAGAUAACAAACACAACAAGACCAACAAAGAGACACCAUCAUCUCUUCUCUCUAUCAUCGCACCCCCUCCAACGAACAUCAACAAAUAAGUAAAAUAUCAAGAGAAACAGCAGCGCAGAGAGAGGUAGGAGAAGCAGCAGCUGAAAACAUAUGAUUUUUGUUUGUGUUGUUGUUUUUGCGCGCGCUCUGCUGUUGUCGUUGCGGGGAACAAGUGGAAAGGGAACGAGCGAAUAGAAAGAGGGGAACAAGAGAGAACGGUGCCAAGUGCCUGGCUGCUGAUUCAGACCAACGGAACACCACAAGGCAAGAAGAGCGGGUUGACGACAACAGUGGCAGAAGCAGCAGCAGCAGCAGCGUCGUGGGAAUAGAGAAGAGAUUCAGAGAGGCAGCAGAGCAGCGCCGAGGCAGAGCAGCGUAGAGGAAGAGGCAGAGCAGAGGCAGAGGCUGAGCAGCGCUCAUUCCCAUUCCAGAUUGCACAGACAGGCUGUCUCUACGCUGACGAGUAGCAUCAAGAGUAGCAGCCAGUAGCAGACAGCUGACCCUGCUGCCAGUGUGGGAGCACCCACCCAUCCACUCACCCGCCACCCGACAGCCGCAGCUGUGGAGAGCAGCGUGCUUAGAGGAGAGCCAGACAACGCGUAGCACUCCAAGCGACCCGAUAACCACAAAAAUCUCACCCACAUCAUGUCCGCGGACUCGCCACGCCGCCAUCCGUCCGGCGGUGGCGGUGUCGGAGGUGGUGGAUUGCGUGGCGGCGGUGGAUUGGCUGUGCCGGCCAUUGUGCCGCCCCAGACGGUAUCGGAUCGCUCGAUACUUGACUCGGCCAUUGGUUUCAUCAACGAUGUCACCCUGGCCAAUCAGCCGGUGCAGGAUCCCAAGGACACGAUCACCUGGGCCCGCUUCGAGACCUGUGCGGACGUGAGCGAUCCCCGUUUCGGCGAUGACUGGGAACUGGAGGGUAAUGCUGCCCCGCCGCUUCUCCUCAUCCUCGGCUAUGGCCUGGGCGUGCAGGUCUGGGCCAUACCCGCCAACGGGGAGGCAGUUGAGGUGCUGUCCUGGCGCCAUGGCGUCGUCACAGCCCUCCGAGUGCUGCCCACACCGGCCACGGCGGCCGCCCUCGAUGAGAACGGGCGGGCCGAUGAGCCAGUGGAUGCCUUCGCCGAGAAGCGACCCCUGGUGGCCCUCGUCGAUGGUGGCAGUGCGGCGGCAAGCGGUUUUCUGUCCGGCGGCAGCGGCGGCUCUGGCAUCGGUGGGGUCAGCGGCGGUGGUAUCGGCUCUGGCAGCGGUGGCAGUGCUUCUGGCGUGGCCCAGUUCAGUGCCGUCAAUUUUCUGUCGCUCAAGACGGGCGUUCAGGUGAAGACAAUCAAAUUCAAGAAUGCGGUGCUCGAUAUCCAGGCCAAUCGAUCGGCGGUGGUCAUUACGUUCCAUGAAAGGAUCGCCGUGUUUGAUGCCCGCACCCUGGAGGAUCGCCUAACCAUCACAACCUGCUAUCCCAGUCCGGGAAUCAAUCCCAAUCCGAUUGCCCUGGGACCACGCUGGUUGGCCUAUGCAGAGCACAAGCUGCUUCACUCCAAGCGCAGCGGCGGUGGCUGCGAUGGCGAGGGUGUGCCCAGCUAUACGGCCACUGUGCUGAAUGCGGCCAAAUCGCUGGGCAAGGGUCUGCGAGAGCUGGGCGAACAGGUGGCCGCUGGUCUGACUGGGGCCACGGCUGGCAGCGGUGCCAGCUCCAAGAGCAGCAGCUUCGAUUCGGCCAGCGGGGGUCCGGAUGCCAAGCAGUCCGGCGUGGUCACCAUUAUCGAUGUGAAGCAUCCUGUCAAGGACUACAGCCCCACGACGGGCACACCAUUGAGCUCUACAGGCGGCGCCCAGGCUGGCGGUGAUCCGAUUGUGGCACAUUUUGUGGCCCACAGCGAGGCACUGGUGGCCAUGGAGUUCGACAGCUCGGGGAUGCUGCUGCUGACGGCCGAUCGACGCGGACACGAUUUUCAUGUCUUCCGCGUGCAACCGCAUCCGGUGGGGCCCUGCCUGGCGGCCGUGCAUCAUCUAUAUGUGCUGCAUCGGGGCGACACGAGCGCCAAGGUGCAGCACAUUGCCUUCUCGCUGGACUCGCGCUGGGCGUCCGUGUCCACGCUGCGCGGCACCACCCACGUCUUCCCCAUAACGCCCUACGGCGGCGCCAUGGGCGUACGGACGCACACAUCGCUGCAUGUGGUAAACAAACUGUCGCGCUUCCAUCGCAGUGCCGGCCUUGGGGCCGAUGGACGCUCCAGUUCCCCCAUUUCGCACUCGGAGAGCACCACAUUUGUUCAGUCGCUGCAGCCGUAUCACAAUCCCACGCUUCCCCCCUAUCCGCGGCCGUCGGUGGUCCAGCCCCUCGCUCAGCUGCGACAGCCCUUUACCCUUGGCUCGCCGCCUGGUUCGGCUGGCGGCCUUGGGGGCGUAGUGGGCGUGGGGGCCGGCGUCGGCGGGGGUAUUGGUGUGGGGAACCAUGGAGGCGGCAUUGGCGGCGGCCUCGGUGGCGGCAACAGCAGCCAGAGACAGCGACAGCGACUCUCCUCGCUGUCGGAUGACAGCGGAAAGCCGUUGAGCGUCUGCUCAAUAUUCGCCAAAUCACGCUCCUGGCUGCUGGAGCCGCUGACGACAACACGAGAGGCACCGCAUCGCGUCCAGCGCAAGGCCGUCGACUCGCUCUUCGUGAUGGCCGGCCAUGGAGCGCUCAUCCAGUACGAUCUGGACACGAAGUUACCCUCAAAUGUUGCCAAAGAGAAGAUUUGUGAUGACACGCCCAUUGAACUGGAGGUGGAGGCCCGAGCCCAAUGGAAUCUGGGGCGACGCAAGGAUGGAUCUCAUGAAAUCAUACCACCGCUGGCACUGGACAAUUGGCUGAUCAAGGAUCGCCAUGGCAGCCUGCUGCUGGACAGUGCCCAUCAAUUCGAUGAGCCCGACGAGCGUGCCGAGAGCUGGUUGGCCCAGGUCGAGAUCAUAACGCAUGCGGGACCCCAUCGACGCCUCUGGAUGGGGCCCCAGUUUGUUUUUAAGAACUACAAUACGCCCAGCGGCUCAAAUUUGAAUCAUGUGGAUGCUGAGGCUGUGGAGAUUGGGGUUACAAAGACAACAACCACAACGCUACCCUCAACGGCGGCUGCCUCGUCCACUGGCGCUGCUGGCGUAGCAACUGGAGUGGCGGCCAAGGAACGUUCGAGUCCCCUGAAUAUGCCACUGAAUGCGGCCGCCGCCUCUCUGGCUGCCGCCUCUGGCGUGGGAAGCACUACAAGUCGUACUGGUCCUGGUGUGCCGGUGCUUAUCGAAUCCGGUUCGUAUAGUAGCAUUGAGCAGAGCCCCAAGCUUAUGGAUCGCUUCCGACAUGGCCAUUUGGACUCGGACUAUGGACAUGGCGAUACACGGCUAAAGGAGGACCUGGCCGAUGCCAUGCGAGAGUCGCCAUCAAUGGCAGCCACACGACGCGAAACGGGCCAGCCAUCAGGUUCUUCGGCUUUGGCUUCCGUGGCGGCGGCAGCCUCCUCCUCCGUCUCGGCCAGCGAUAAUGUCUGCUACUAUGACGCCCUCGCCGAGCACGAGCACCUGAACGAUCCUGAUCACGAUCCCGACAUGGUGGGAGGAGGUGAGGCACCGCAUAAGGAGGAUCUGAGCGAUGAGGCGGCACUGACGGUACCGGAGGCGAGGGCCCUGGCCAAGGUGGAGCGACGCCAUCUGAUCGAGCACAUGAGAUUAGCCAACGACUGCAGCCCCAACAGCAGCAGCAGCAUGGCCGCCCUGGCCUCGGUGCUGCCCAACAUAUGCAGCUACGAUUAUCCCACCGGCGGACAUCAUUACAGCGGCGGCCAUUCCAGGAUCGAGAAGAUCGUCAAUCCGCUGGGCACGGUGACGGACGUGAAUGCGGGCAUCUCGGGGGAGCUGCAGACGGACAUGCUGGACGAGGUGGUAUGCCAGCUGGCCGCCGAGGAGAGCAUCAUCCAUGAGAACUGUGACGAGGCGCUCUUUCGGCCGGUGGUGGCCAUCUUUUGCAACGAUCUCGUCGAGCAGCGCAACCAUCAGCAGCAGCUGUUGCUGGCCAAGGAGGAGCAGGCGGCCGCUGCCGCUGGCUUGGGGGGAUCGGGCUCGAAGGGAGGCGAAAAUGAUCACUGCAAGCCGCCGGUGGUGCUGGCCAAUAAGCUAAUUGUGCCCGUCAUUGCCAAGGAGGUGGACGAGGUGCUUGUCCAAAAGGAAAAGCAAAAGUCACAGAGGUCCCAGCACCAAAAGGCGCAGCAGCAGAAAUCGCAGCUCAAAUCCCUGGCCGCUGCCGAAGAUGCGGCCCAGGCGCAGCGAUUUGCCGAGCUCUCGCAUCUCAAUAAGCCCAAAGGAGGGGCUAAUCCGAGUGCCAGCAACAACAGCAAUAACAGCAAAACUGCCAGCAGUCCGAGGAACGCCACCGCGGAGGAGGAGGAAGUCAAUGCCACUCUGACCAUCAGCAUUGGUGGCAAGGCAUCCAAGAAAGGCAAGCAGAAGAUGACCCCCAACAGCAGCAGCAGCAGCAGCAGCAGCAAGGGAGCAGAAAAGAAACUGCCUGCCGUGGAGGAGAAGCUCAAGAAGCAGUUGAAGGAGCUGCAAACGCAGGAUAAAUUUAUCCAGCAGGAUCUAGAUGAAAUAGUUGUAGUCAUGGAAGAGGGUGGGGAGGAAUCAGAGGCGGAGGCAGAGCCAGACCCAGAGCGAGACUCGGACCAUGCCGAUAGUUUGCUGGCCAAUAAGAGCAGCAUUGCCGCUGUCAUGGUGAGCAGUGCCAGCGCCCAAGGAUUGAGUCUUCUUGUGGAGACGACCACUCAGACGGGGGAGGAUGAUACCGAGGAGGAGGCUGAAGAUGAUGAAGAUGAUGAUGAUGUGAAGGAGCAAACCAUGACAAUCGAAAAGGAGAAAGAAAAAGCCAAGGAACGGGAGAAGGAGAAGGAAAAGGAGAGGCUGAAGGAAAAGGACAAACUUCAAGCGAGGGAAAAGCUAAAGCUGGAAAGGGAGAAGGAGAUUAUCCAGGAAAAGCAGAAGCUGGAAAGGCAAAAGGAAAAGGAGAAAGAGAAGCUGAGGCUAGAGAAAGAGAAGCAGCAGCUCCAAGAGAAGGAAAGAGAGAAGGAGAAGCUCCAAGAGAAGGAAAAGCUGAAGCUCGAGAGGGAAAAGCUGAAGUUGGAAAAAGAAAGGCUCCAGGAGAAGGAAACUGAAAUUAGAAAAGGAAAAGCAGUGCAACUGCAAGAGAAGGAAAGAGAAAGAGAGAAGGAGAUGCUGAAACUCGAAAAGGAAAAGCUGGAAAAGGAGAAGCUCCAAGAAAAGGAGAAAGAGAAGCUUCGCCUCGAAAGGGAAAAACUUCUGGAAAAGGAGAAACUCAAAGAGAAGGAGAAACUUCAGGAGAUGCUAAAGCUCGAAAAGGAGAAGGAGAAACUCGUGGAGAAAAACAAAGAAAAAGACAAGAUCCGCAGCCAGGAGAAGGGCAAAGCAGCAGCUGAGAUCUCACCACCAACGUCGAGCUACCUGGUAAAAGUGAUAGAGGAAUCUGCUCCCAGCAACAGGAGACCUUUGGCUGCCACCCCCGUUGCCACAGCGGUCCAGUCCAGUCCCUGGAAGAGAGUCGGUGUCGUCAGCGAUGAGAGCACUCCCAAGCAGCUGUCGGCGGUGCAGCAGGAUUAUCCGACGCUGGGCAAGAAGCAGAGUAAGCCCAGCAGCCCGGAGAAGCUGCCUUCCCCUGCAAAGGCAAGCCCGCUGGCAAAGCCCCGAGCAGCCAAAGAGAACUUUGAGGACUUUCUGAGUGGCAUGGAGUCGCUGCCACCGCUGCCCGAUCUCGAGCCGCUCGAGGUGAAGGCGAAUGAGCCGCCGCAUCUCAUCCCGGAGGGUGGGUCGUCGCUCAGUCUGAUCAAUUUCGAGAGUCCGCUGCAGGAGAGUGCGACGACGGUGAUGCCGAUAAAGAUCACGCCGCCGCCACGCGGAUUCACCGAGAAGAACCUUGUGCUGGCCCUUUGCGGAUCCCUGCACUAUGAGGACGAGCAGGAGCAGGAGAGGGAUCGGAUUCGGGCUCUGGCUCGAGAGCGGCAGCUGGAAGACCCCGAAAUGGAACUGGAACUGAAGCCCCAUCCGUAUGUGCUGCUAAUGGCCAGAGAUGACCAACAGCAGACGCCGCUGGGCAUGCAGAAAUCCACAUCCACGUCGAACAACUCAUCCGGCUCCGAGGAGAUCAUCCUGAUGGAGGAGCCAACCAGCAAGAAGCUCAGCAAGAAGCACAAACGAAUGAAGCAGCUCCAGCUACAGCAGCAGCAGCGCGAGAAAGAGCGCGAGCGAGAGCGGGAAAGAGAGAGGGAAAGGGAGAAAGAACGUGCCAGAGAGCAGGAGACAGAGGAUGAGGAACUUCGUCCGCUUAUCAGCAUCAGUAUGUGCGACUCCCAGCUGGAGAUCCAUUCGCCCGUCAAAGCAUCAAAGGCCAAUCGAGGAGGGGAGGAAGAAGAGGAAGAGGAGGAGCUGAGCCAAACACUGCCGGAGGAUUUGCUCCACUUUGGGAGCAGUGGCGUGGCCACCAGCGGUACCACUGCCACAACGAACACCGCAACCACAACAGACAGCGAGGGACCCAUUCCGGCCACCACAUCCGAUGACAAUCUCGUCUAUAGCUCAUCCACAGCCGCUUCGCCGCCGCACAAGCUCAAGACCAAGAAGCUGGAGCAUAAAAUCAAUCUGAUAGCCGCCAUCGAGGCGGCCACCUCCUCGUCCACUUCAUCCGCGGAGGAGAGUAGCGUGGAGACGGCCAGUCCCAUUGUCAGUGCCUCCCAUUCGGAUACGAAUCCAUCUGCGGGCACGGCCACAGCCACAGCCACGUCGGCCAACUCGGGCGGUGCGUCGGCGGCGAGCUCUGGCAUUAACGCGACUGGCACCAGUUCCCCCGCUGUGGGCCUCCAUGUGGGCUCCACUGUGGGCAUGGGCGUGGCCAGUCAGGCGAGUGCCACAAAGAAGAAGACGAAGCGGCGCAAGAGAUAAGAAUUAGCGAUUUGUUUGUUGUGCGUCUUCAGUCUCGUUGUGCUCUGGCAUCUGUAUGCAAACCAGGAGAGAGGUGCCGGUGCCAGUGCCAGUGCCAGUGCGAGUGGGACUGCGAGUGCUAGUAGCCUCCACCAGGAGCCGCCAACGGAGGUGCAGGCAGCCGUAGAGCAAUCACAGCGCCACGAGCAGCAGUCUGAGACGGACCACGAUAAGGAUCAGC
Molecule: messenger RNA, 7927 nt
Organism: Drosophila obscura
Lineage: Eukaryota; Metazoa; Arthropoda; Insecta; Diptera; Drosophilidae
Gene: rudhira
Biological process (GO): autophagy; response to starvation
Cellular component (GO): cytoplasm
Source: RefSeq, a predicted model, not a curated record